Fusarium vanettenii 77-13-4 is the source of this 5052-nucleotide messenger RNA. RefSeq lists its product as uncharacterized. The record is from RefSeq and is a predicted model, not a curated record. Bases 1 to 5052 code for a protein of 1683 amino acids. Lineage: Eukaryota; Fungi; Ascomycota; Sordariomycetes; Hypocreales; Nectriaceae. Gene Ontology annotation, biological process: mitotic spindle organization; microtubule-based movement. The transcript has 5 exons. Gene Ontology annotation, molecular function: microtubule binding; ATP binding; microtubule motor activity.
AUGACGAGCAAGACGGGAGGUGGUAGUAGAGCCUCUGACGAAGACAGCCGGACGGCGGUCAAAGUCGCCGUCCGUGUACGACCACCGCUGAAGUCGACCGAUCCUGGUUACGAUCUUAUUCCGCAGCGAUUCCAGCGAUCCAUGGUGCAGACUACUUCGGAUACCAGCCUUGCAAUCGAUUCACCGCAGGGGCGCAAACUUUUCGUCUUUGACCGCGUUUUCAGCUCCGAUGUGAUGCAAGAUGGCAUUUGGGACUACCUCUCUGACUGCGUGAGUGCUUUCACGCAAGGAUACAACGUGUCGUUGCUGGCGUACGGCCAGUCCGGCGCUGGUAAAUCGUACACAAUGGGUACCUCGGGUCCAGGCGAGCAGCAUGACCCUGAGCUCAUGGGUGUCAUUCCUCGAGCUGCCGCAGCCCUUUUUGAGAAGCUCGAUGCACCAACAGGAUCAGCCAAGUCGAACCGCAGUUCCAUGUCUCACCUUCGAAGCCCUCGAGGAUAUGCUCAGCAGGAUCCGCUUGGCGACCGCAAUUGGUCUCUCAGAGCUACAUAUGUCGAGAUUUAUAACGAACAGCUUCGUGAUCUUCUCGUUCCCGAGUCGACUCCUCUCAAUGAGCGCGGAAAUGUCGCCAUUCGCGAAGAUACCAAGGGCAACAUCAUCUUGACGGGCCUCCGGCAGAUCGAAGUGAAUUCAGUGGAUGAUCUCAUGAAUGCUCUCAACUUUGGAUCGUCGAUUCGCCAGACCGAUGCCACAGCCAUUAACGCCAAAUCUUCGCGAUCUCACGCCGUCUUCUCCCUGAACCUCGUCCAGCGCAAGAGCAAGUAUGGUUCUGGUUCCGGCGCUGAGAAGCGCUUCUCCGUACCUCUGGAGGCUAUGACCGGCCAGGACGUUACGGUAACUGUCGACAGCAAGCUCCAUUUCGUUGAUUUGGCUGGUAGCGAAAGGCUCAAGAACACUGGUGCUCAAGGUGAGCGUGCCAAGGAGGGUAUCUCGAUCAAUGCCGGUCUUGCUGCGCUUGGCAAAGUCAUCAGCCAGCUUUCGUCUCGAAACCCUGGCGCCCACGUUUCGUACCGUGAUUCCCGCUUGACCAGACUCCUCCAGGAUUCGCUUGGUGGCAAUGCCAUCACUUACAUGAUUGCUUGCGUUACGCCUGCUGAAUUCCAUCUGAGCGAGACCCUCAACACGGUUCAGUAUGCCCAGCGCGCCCGAGCUAUCCAGUCCAAGCCACGAAUCCAGCAGGUCGAGGAGGGUGACAAGCAGGCCGUGAUUGACCGCCUCAAGGCCGAAGUUGCUUUCUUGCGCGAGCAGAUUCGCAGUGCAGAGCGUAGUGGCAGUAGCCCGAGACGCAAUGCCCCUGGUCCUAGUGAGCGAUCUGAUCGACAGAACGAGCGUGAGGUUGAGCUCCAGAACCAACUUUUGGACACGCAAGAGAACUAUACUGCUCUCAGUCAACGCCAUGCGCGUCUCAUUGCCGAGUUGGCUCGCGCCCGCGAGAACGAGUCAGACGAAAACCACGACGAUGCCCUUGGUGACAGUGCCACUGAUCGUCUGAACCGAUCCAACUCAUUCGCACAGGCAGUUGAACAAGUUGUUCUCGAGUACGAGAAAACGAUUCAGUCACUUGAGCAGUCGCUCUCCAGCACUCGUAGCACUCUCUCUAACACCGAGACCAACUUGCUUGAGAAGGAGACAAAGUGUGCCUAUGUCGAGACGAUCAACAACCAGCUGCAGUCUCGGCUGCAGAAGCUGAUGGACCGUGAAGCUAGUACUGAAAACUAUCUUCAUGAUCUCGAGUCUAAGUUGGACGGCCACACUAGCGGCGAGGAGAAGAACGCAACCAUCAUCAUGGAGCUUCGUAAGGAGAUUGCUCGUGUGCGGGAGAACGAAGCCUCAUGUGAAGAUUACAUCUCAACCCUUGAGGAGCGCCUUGCUGAGGCGGACCAAGAUUCUGAGCUGAUGCAGCGAGAGAUUGACCGCCUUGAACAGGUUGUUGAGCGCCAACGAAGCCUCGGCAAGCUUGACUCGCUUCUUUAUGAGCUUGAUCAGAUCCAAGAUGGCAAGGAAGCUGAGGGAGAAAAGGCACCCGAGUCUGCGCCCGCCGAGCCUACCAACGGCACGGCUUCGCGCCGUGGCAUGGCCGACCACUCUCGAAGCAUGUCUCAUGUGAGCCGCCAUAGCCAGAUGGAAGAACCCAUUCCUGAAGGUGACGAGGAACAGGACACUGCCCAACACAAGAUUGGCACCGUCAAGGAAGAAGCUGAAGACGAUAAGCAGCACCUUGAGAAGCCUGAAGAAGAGGUCCCACCUCAGAGCCCAGCUCAGUCCAAGUUUGUGGCGGACAAGCUCGAGUCUGUAACUCAAGAGCUUAUCGAUCUCCGGGUUGAGCACGAGUCAACUCUCCAUGACUACGACUCGCUGCACCACAAGUAUGAGAACGCCAUGCGACAGCUCGCGGAGCUGCAGGAUAGUAUCGACGAGGCGCGUCACCCACAGCGCAUUCGCGACUCGGUCAUCUCUGUUGCCACCCCGAUACACACCCGACCAGAGUCUUUUUUGUCAGACGCGAAGACGAACGAUUUGAAGGAUGGACCACGGUCAUCCUUUUCGCGAUCGCUCUCCUCGGAGCUAUCCUCAGCCAUGGAUUCGCCUGCUACCGCGGCGUCUUCUAAUGCCGACACCUUGUCUGAGGAUGGCACGGCCACUGCGAAGCCAGAAGCCGUUUCGACGGAGGAUCUUCAGCAUGCUCAGAGUGUCGAGCUAGCGGCCGAGCUUGACCGACUCAAGGCCAUGGCGCACGAGCGUGAGGCUGCUGAGAAGGAACUGGCUGAGCGGUAUGCCCAGCUGGAGUCAAAGCACAGCGAGACUCUCGAUAUUGUUGAGGAGCUCAAGACGGAUCUUACACGGGCGCGCGCUUAUGAGGCUACGUCGCCUCGCUCAAGCACUCCUAUCAUCCGACGCAAGUCAAGCCAGAACCUCCUUGUCGCUGACCGUGCUCAUCGUUCGUUUGCAUCCCUGCGUAACAUCGCUGCUGAGAGCUUCGACAACAGGCCGGAGUUGAUGCAGAGCUUCGAGCUCAACAUUAACGCCGCCAUGCACGAGCUUCACACCAGGAGCGAGCGUAUCCAAGAACUCGAGGCGGAUGUUGCGUCCGCUAAGAAGGAGAUGGAGACCAAGAUGACGAUUAUCUCGGGACUGACCCGAGAGCGUUCGAGUCUCAAGUCCAGCCCCAUUGAGAUGUCCAUGGUUGCAAACCUGCGGGAUCAGCUUGAGCAGAGUGAGAGGCAGCUUAAUGACACGAGGAACGCUCACCUUGCCCGUGAGCAGACACUCACAACUGAACUCGAGUCUCUCCGCCAAGCUCUGGCGUCUAGACCUGAUCCUAAGGACGUGGAGGAGUCUGAGCAGAAGCAUGAGCAGCGCAUUGCUGAGCUGCAAUCGGAGCUGGAAACAUGGGAGAACAAGCACAAGGAGGCGCUUGACACGAUGGCGAAGACGGAGGCGGCGAUGCGCGGCACGAUCCAAGAGCUCGAGUCUCAAGUGGCAUCCACUAGUGCCCAGCUCACUGAUUCUCAAUCUCACCAGACCGGCGAGAAGGAUGACUCAGUCAGGGAGGCCGAGCAACGGCAACAGAACCUCAUCAGUUUCCUCCGUAGCGAGAUUGACGAGUACAAGGCCAUCAUCAACAGCAACGCCGCCAAGGUUGCUGAGCUGGAGCAGUCUCACUCUGCAGCUCGUUCUCAGUUGGAUGAACUCAACAAGGCUCAUGCCUCAGUCCAGGAGGAUAACACCCACCAGCUGGAGCUUGUUGCCAAGCUUGAGGAGCAGAUUGCUACCCAUGAUGAGGCCACCAAGAGCCACCAGGCAAGCCUCGAGGAGCUCAAGGCCAACCAUGCUAAGGAGCUGGCCGAUAUCAAGACUCGCGAGCAGAAGGGCUAUGAGGAGCAGGUUGAAGUGUUGCUGUCAGAGCAUGCCGACAGCGUUCAGCGCCUGGAGAACGAACUGGGCGAAGCUCGUGAUGAUCUCAUGAAGAUUGCUUCUCAGGUCGCCUUUGCUCUGGGACUGGAUGUCAGUGUUGAGAAGCUGACAGAGCGAAUCAACGAUCUCGCUGUUAGUCAGCAGGCUCUCGCCGAGGAGAAGAAGAAGCGUGGUGAGAUGGAGUCACAUGUCACUGAACUUACGACAAUCAAUGACAAGAUCGUCCAAGAUCUCGAAGCCGCUAGAGCCUCGUUGGCUGAGAUGCUCGGUGCUGCCGACAAGCCUGGUCCUCUUGCAGAGCAACUUACAGCUGCCAAGAACAAGAUGGUGGAUCUGGACACUCGCAGCAAGAAGAACAGCCGACUGGUGGAGGAGCUGGAGGAGCAACUUCAGAAUAACUUUGAUGAGGUGCAGAUGACCAAUAACCGUCUGAGCACGUUGCAGACGGAGCGGAACGUGGCACUGGAUGAAGCUAAUGCGGCUACUGCACGCCUCCAAGCUGAACUGGAGGUGGCCCGUGAAGAUUACGCAGCUCUCCAGCAGCAGGCCAAGUUUGAUGAGUUGAGCGCUGGCGUCCAGCGAUCGAACUCAAACUCGACCAUCCGCAAGAGCGCGUCGCAUGUGUCGCUGCCCUCACCACCACCAGCUAUCCCACUUCCACCUCUGCCGAGUGGCGCGGGCUCUCCCGUCAAUGGCGUUCCCAGCUCCCCGACCAACGCCCGUCCUGCCAGCAAGGACAACAUCAACAUUUCUCAAAUCACCGAGGACCAAGAAGCACGUAUCCGAACCAUCGAGAAGCACCUCGAUGCCGAGCGCCAGCUUACGCAGACACUCGAGGAUGCCCUCACCGAUUUGGAGAAGCAGACCAAGCAGGUCAAGUCCGACUGCGAUGCUUGGAAGAAGCGUGCUCAAGAGCUCGAGUCGGAGCCGGUUCAAGACAACCGCUGGAGCGUUCAGGCCGUCGAGGAAGAACGCAAGAAGCGACAAGCAGCCGAGGCGGCGCGUCGCCAGCUCGAAGAGCGGAUGAAUGCCAUCAGCAAGAGCAAGAAGAAGAAGGGAAGCCUGAACUGCUUCUAG